This is a messenger RNA of Aphis gossypii (cotton aphid), 618 nucleotides long. Its product is annotated as succinate dehydrogenase assembly factor 4, mitochondrial-like. The record is from RefSeq and is a predicted model, not a curated record. The transcript has 2 exons. The coding region runs from base 203 to 511 and encodes 102 amino acids. Gene Ontology annotation, biological process: mitochondrial respiratory chain complex II assembly. Gene Ontology annotation, cellular component: mitochondrion. Lineage: Eukaryota; Metazoa; Arthropoda; Insecta; Hemiptera; Aphididae.
AUACCCUAGAUAUAGAAUAGAUUCUAAAGUGUUAAUUAUUGGUGUAAGUCGUGUAACUCAAUGAUGCAAUUAUAGUCUAUAAUAAGCCCAACGUUGAACAUUUUUCUUCAGUUUGUUCUUUGGUUUAACUACUAGCCAACAACAUUAUUUUGUUGUUAACAGUUUUCCAACAUUAAAACAUUUCCUUACUAUAAUUAGCGUUAUGUAUUCAAUAAAAAUAAUUAGACAAACAUCUACAGUACGUUUGUCAAUUAAACAAUUUCCAAUACAGUUAAAAUAUAAAUCCUCAGAUUCCAAAAAAGAGGAUUUAAUAGAAAAAAUUAAAAUGAAAACACCAAUUGGAAAAUUAGAUGAAAUUGAAGCUGGUAAACAUCCAUUUCAAGAAAAAGAGCCAUUGAAAGAAUGGCCUGAAGGUCGAAAUCCAGCAACAGGAGAAAAAAAUGGUCCAAAAGGACCUGAACCAACUAGAUAUGGUGAUUGGGAAAGAAAAGGAAGAGUGACAGAUUUUUAAAUUCAAUACAUAUAUAUAAUAUAAAUCAUUUGUUUAUAAUUAAAUAUCUAUAGUAGGUAAAUUGUAAAUUAUAUUUUUAAGAUAAUAGUAAAAAAAAACUAAUGCAA